AUGGCUUCUUUUUUCUCAUCGUCGAAGACAGCUGGGACUUCAACUAUAGCAACAGAUGCGGAUUUAGCAAAUGAUAUAAUAAUCAAUAAUCCAGCAGAUGAUUCGAUUUCUGACAUUGCAUUUUCACCACAGCAAGAUUUUUUAUUCAGUGCAAGUUCUUGGGAUAAUAAAGUUCGUAUUUGGGAUAUUCAAGGUGGUAAUCCACAAGGGAAAGCGCAAUAUGAACAUAGUGCACCAGUUUUAUGUACAAGAUGGUCAUUUGACGGUACUAAAGUUGCCUCUGGUGGUUGUGAUAAUGUGGUUAAAGUUUAUGAUUUGAAUAGUGGUCAAAACCAACAGGUUGGUAGUCAUGAUUCUGCGGUUCAAUCUUUAAGGUUUGUUCAAUGUGGUCCAACUAAUGCAGAAUGUUUAGUAACUGGAUCUUGGGAUAAAACUUUGAAAUAUUGGGAUUUAAGACAACCUCAACCUAUAUCUACUGUGAUGAUGCCAGAUAGAGUGUAUGCCAUGGAUAGUAAACAACAAUUACUAGUCGUUGGAACUGCGGAAAGAAAUAUUGUCGUAAUAAAUUUGACUAAUCCAACUACAAUAUUUAAGACAGUACAAUCCCCAUUAAAGAUGCAAACAAGAACUGUGGCAUGUUAUAAUUCCGGUGAUGGUUAUGCUAUCGGUUCUGUGGAAGGUAGGAUAGCGAUUAGAUAUGUUGAUGAAGAACAGCAACGUAAAUUAGGUUUUUCUUUCAAAUGUCAUCGUCAAACAAAGACAAAUAGAUCAGUGGGAUCCUCUUCUCAAGCGAGUGUAUAUGCUGUGAAUAGUAUAUCGUUUCAUCCAGGAUAUGGUACUUUUGUUUCAGCAGGUAGUGAUGGUUCUUUCCAUUUCUGGGAUAAAAAUCAAAGACAUAGAUUAAAGGGAUACCCAGCUCAAAAUGGUUCUAUUCCUAUUUGUAACUUCAAUAGACAAGGUAGUUUAUUAGCCUAUGCUAUUAGUUACGACUGGAGUAGGGGUUACACUGGUAAUAGACAAGAUUAUCCAAACGUUAUCAGAAUACAUCCUACAACAGACGCUGAAGUUAGAGAAAAACAAAAAUAA
Messenger RNA from Vanderwaltozyma polyspora DSM 70294, 1086 nucleotides. RefSeq names its product RNA export factor GLE2 (gene GLE2). Gene Ontology annotation, cellular component: nuclear pore. Lineage: Eukaryota; Fungi; Ascomycota; Saccharomycetes; Saccharomycetales; Saccharomycetaceae. Gene Ontology annotation, molecular function: ubiquitin binding; RNA binding. Gene Ontology annotation, biological process: transcription-dependent tethering of RNA polymerase II gene DNA at nuclear periphery; RNA export from nucleus. The transcript has a single exon. Bases 1 to 1086 code for a protein of 361 amino acids. The record is from RefSeq and is a predicted model, not a curated record.